CGGUUUCCCACCAGGCUGCUGAGCGGCGCAUUCUUAAUUUGCAGUAGCACGGAACGUCCCGAUCACAAGGUGCAUUGUCUGUAUUGGUACAGGCAACAUGAUUAUUAUUAUUAUUAAUUUUUUUUUUUAAAACAGAUUUUGACUUUUGAAUACCUGACGUGUAUAUACACAUUUUUUGUUUUUUUUUUAAACAGCCUUUACGUUGGGGUUUGGAGAAUAUACGUAGCAAAGAAGUUUGUGUACAUCGCCGCUUUCCCCCCCCCCCUCGCCCCCGCGAGGAAAUAAAGACCUCAGUGAAGAUGGUUUGGGGGUAGAUUCAUGGCGUUCGAGUUCCAACUGGAGCGGAUCGCGGUGGGGGGGAAACUUCACUCGGAGGGGACUGUUGUGGACUGACACUGCGCACAGUCUGCACAACAGAACAAAGAUGCGCCUGUUGAGCACAUCGUGCCGGUCUCCAGACGUAGAGACACGGAUGAAUGCAUUGACGUCCAGUGGUGUGAUGCAGUUACUUUGGCUCCUUGCUGUCAUACUGUCCUGUCAAGGCUGCCCAGACAAAUGCACGUGCUCCUCGCAAACCGUAAAAUGUCAAAACCUGGACUUGGACGCAAUUCCACAUUUCGUACCUGCCGAUUCCAAGUUACUUUGGAUCACGGGAAACAACAUUUCCAGCAUCAAUGAGGACUCUUUUCCAAGCCACCUGGAAUUAUUAACAGAUCUUGAUCUCAGUGACAAUGAGAUGGGGGCCGUGGAGGAAACUGUGUUUCAUAACUUGCCAAACCUAGAGCGGCUGGAUCUGAGCAACAAUAAAAUCCAAAGUUUCAGCGAAAAGGCUUUUCCACAUGACAACAAAUUGCAGGUGUUGAACCUAAGUAGGUCUUUUCACAAUCUUUCCUCUGUGAAUGGGCUCUUGAACGUCCUAGAGAAUGGAAACCUCGUCCAGCUGACAGUCUUGGACUUGUCUCACAAUGACCUUGUGCUUCUGCAAGAUGAUUUAUUCCGAAGUUUAUCCAAUCUGGUCAACCUCAGCCUGCAGAACAGCUCCAUCAUCUCCAUCCCGGAUGGGAUACUAAAGGUGCCACGACUGCAAGACCUUGACCUGAGGCACAACGGUCUCAGGAAUCUUCCUUCCACCACGCUGACUGAGUUCAACCUGAAGUCAGACCUUCAUAUUCGCUUAGAAGGGAACCCCUGGCGUUGUGACUGUUUUAUUGAGGACAUGUUGGUGUGGCUGCAGAACUCCACGCAGGUCACAGACAUGAAUGAUUUGACCUGUGCAGACCCAGAGGGUCUGAGGCGCUGGCCACUUGUGCAGGUGCAGCAGUCCCGGCUGAAGUGUUCGGGCAACAUGGAGGGCGUGCUAGAGACUUCGUAUGUUUUCCUGGGUUUGGUGCUAGCACUGAUUGGCAUCAUAUUCCUGUUGGUGCUCUACCUGAACCGCAAAGGCAUCAAGCGCUGGAUGUACAACAUCCGGGAUGCUUGUAGGGACCACAUGGAGGGAUAUCAUUACAGGGAUUUGUGCAAAAACAACAGAGGGACUGCAUUUGUGAAAGGAUUCUCACCGGCAUGAAGGUGCUUCCCCUCCAUUGUCUCUGGCACUCUGACUGGCUGGACAGCUGUGACUUUAAAGGUUCAUUUCAUCCAUCCCAAAGUUAAACACUAAUUCACAAGCACUUGUUUUCUCAUUGUGCUCUUGCAAUCUCUGCCGGUUCAUUUUGAAAAUGGAUGGCCUCCCCUCAUACUCAAGUCCCCAAAGUGAGGCCUCCCGAGCACCGUGUCCCAGGGGGUACAUACAUGCAUACAUACAGGCGAUUACAAUGUUUCCACAGAGAAACAGUCAGGAGUUGUCCACACACACACACCCACACACACACACACACACACACACACACACAUCCACACAUUCAUGUUAACCAGAGAUUUUUGCCCAGCCACGCCUCAAGCGAUGCUUGGGAGCACUUUGUAAUCACAGUGGAAACAAAGAUUGAAUGGUCUUGGGAAGUGGAAGAAUGAAACAAAUGAGUACUUUCUGGUCUAUAAUCCCCAUUGACACCUUCGCUGGUCCUUUUGUGCUUGUUAGCAGUAGUCUCCAAACAGCGUCAACAUCUAAAUAGUCAGCCAUUGACUUAUGAUGUCAGUACCUGUCUUAGGCAUCUCUCCCUGGACUUCUUGCUGUCAGGGCUGCUGCAUUGAGCUCAUUUACAGACAAGAGAACUGAUGCCUGUUACUGCCACUAAACAUAGGCUUAUAGCAGCAGCCCAAAGCGGUCAAGAUCAUCACUGGAAAUUUAACUCAUUUGGUCUGCUCACUAAUAAUACAAAUACUUUAGGCUAAAAUAUGUACAAAAUCCAUAUGCUGAAAUUGAGUUUUUAGUGCAUUAAACCUGACUUAUUGAGCAGUUGAUUAUAAAGAUAUCUUAUCAUCUCAAACUUUUAAGUGUAAACUCCUUUCACCAAGCAGUACCACUUGGUUCAGUUUAGUUCCCAAUGCAAUUUUUGUGUUUCUAUUAUAUGUUGUUAAGGGUACCAAAUGAAUAGAUCUGCAUUCCACAGCGUACCACUUUUUGGUACCCCACUUUUGGGCUAUCAACCAUAGUGGUACAGAUUGUAAAAGGUGGAGCGCUUGACACACAACAAUGCAGUGUGUUGAUCAGUUGACAUAGAAUCCUCAUUUCCAUGCAACAAUGGAAAAGAGAACAAUACAAAACAUGCUUUUCAUAAACGGGUUUUCUCACCACACAAAAUAACAGUACAUCACUCUCUUACUCUGUGAUAUGCUUUGCCAAUUAAAAUUUCUCCUUUUAGAGCAAUGUUAUAAGUGGCACGAACAAAUCAUUUGUUCUGCAUGAUGAAGCUUCACAUAGGAAAUGUUUUUAGCUCCAUAGCAGAUGCAGCAUUAUAGAUUCGCAGAAGGUCUCUGAUUCUUUCACCCAGUCACUUGUAACUUGACAGAGCUCACCAGGAUUUUUAUGUCCCGUAGGCAAGUGGGGGGUGGGUAACUGCAUAUUUCAGUCACACCCACUAAACUGUGCCCCUGAAAAAAAAGAGCUGGUGGGAACAGAAUGCGAGUCACGCAUACACUACAGAACAUUAUUAUUUUAAAUCAGCAAUUCAAGAAUCAAGAACCAAGUUAAUUCAUUCACAUUAAUGCAAUAGAAUUCCUGCUUUGUAUUCAAUAUAAAAUACAUAAUUGAAAAAGGAAAAAGAAGAUCUGGUGUGGCACUACCUCACACACACACACAACAGAAAUAAAAGCUCACAAGGUAAGGUAAAGAAAGAAAUUUGUGUCCCAAGGUAAAGAAUUUGGACACAAAGUUAAUAGGAAACCUAUCCAAGUCUUUGGAUAGCAAUAUGGCAUUGCAUACCACAUAAAACUGCUUGGAAUGAAACUGAUCAUAUUUUAUCGUCCAGAAUAAGUAGGCGGCCCACCUGACCAUAACCAUAAUUGACCAGGCACCCAUAAAACCCCCUUUAAACCCCAACACUGCUCUUCUGACAACCAUGUUUGUUUAGCCACAUUUAAUAUGCCAGUGCACUUUCCUUGUGUGGAGACACAGACUGGCAGGUUAUCAGAUUGCCAGAGAGCCAUAAUUACAUUCACUACACAGCACUGGUCUGCUGCUCCGCAAACACCUGGCUAGUUGCCCCAGCGAGUGACCUUUCCGUCUGAAAAAGGAGAUUUAAGGCUGUCAUAAGAGACAGACAAAAGACUGGAAUUACGACGCAAAGAUUUCCAACGCCAGUUCCCUGAAUCACCCUGAUAUGCCAUUAAUGCCUCUGAGGGCAAAUACUUUGUCUGGAUUUUGUAGGGCAUUGCUGGCCUCUGCAACUUAUCAUCCCCGCUUCAGCGUCCCACCUCUACGUGAGAUGCCUCGUUUUCACUAAUGUGGAUUUAUGAUGCUGUACAUUAGAUGCUUGGGAAGCAAGUCUCCCAUUGAGCCAUACUCGACGUAAUGAAGACGGAUCUGAGCUGACAGCGCCACAGCCUCUCUGAGGCUAGCUCAGCCAUGCGCCGUUCACCACGUGUGCCUGAGGGACGGACUCGAGGAAAAGCAACACAGCAAGAAACAUAGCAUUGCGAGUCAGGCUCAAUGAGAUACUAUAUACUUAAAGUGUCAAACAACACAGAGGCAAUACCAUUUAUGAGAGGAAGCGCUUCAAGAAUGAAUGAGGAAGCUAGAUUAUACUUCCAAAUGUUGCGUGUAGCUGAGGCUCUAAAAUGUUAAUAUACUGACCUUUCAUGGGUGACCUUUACAAUUGUAAACCAAGAGAAAACAAGAAAUAAUUAUCACUAUGAUGCGUUUUAUGUUUCCCAGAGUAAUUUCUUUUAAUAAAGUUUAUAAAAAAUUUAAAAAAAAAAACAAUUGUAAAUUGCAAAGUAAUAAAAACAAACAACUAUUCUGAGACUGCCCCUUAUUUGAAGAAUAUGUGUAACUAGGCAACUACUAAUACUUUUGCCAUAAUCAGUACUUAUGAUACAUUUUUACAGUUGGUUUCUGAUGCCCUCUGGUGGCUAAAUGUUGCGACAUUAAUCUUUUUCAGUUUCUGAAUGAAGGUCAGAUGAUUUAAGUAGAUCCUAACAGAAUUUCAGGAAUUUAAAAAAAAAGAAAAAAAAUCAUUUUUCACCCUGCAUAAAUGGUGAAGCAUUACCAUGAAGCAUCACAGCCAACAAUCUGUUAGACACACACAGACAAUUUUUGUGUUGAUUUCCCAGAGCUCACCAGUAGAUCUGAUGGAUGUGCCAGUCUCUAAUGCAGUUUCUGUGCAUCUGCAGUAAACGCGGAACCAGCGAGCUUAUUUUAAUGUAGCAUGAGUCAUUUUAAAACAGCUAGAGACUGAUUAAUUUGGUUGACAUGCUCAUUUGAUGCUAUCCAAUGCUUUUAUGCAUAUUUGUCUCUUUAAUGACCUAAUAUCUUGACAUGCCUGCCGGGACGAUUGCCGGUCAUCAGCUAGUUUGAUUCCACACAGCCAAAAGGUUUCUCUCUCUCCUGAUUUAAUAUAGUUUCAUAUUUGAAUAGUAUGAUAUUUAAGUCCCAUUUGAUAAGAUCUAUAGAGGCACAGUGUCAGAAUAUGUCAAAUUAUCAAUCCAGUGAUUUCAGUUUAAUUAAAAAACAAAACAAAAAAAAACAUUGGGCAGCUGGUGUUACACCGAAGAACAAUCACAAUUUGACAAUAGACGAGACUAAUAUUAAGAGAUUUAAUUGGAACAAUUAGAAGAUGACAGGGCGGCACGGUGGAUGAUUGAUUAGCACAUGUGCCUCACAGUUCUGAGGAGCCCGGGUUCAAAUCUGGCCGCGUCUGUGUGGACUUCGCGUGUUCUCCCAGUGCCUGGGUGGGUUUUCUCUGGGCACUCUGGUUUCCUCCCACAUCCCCAAAAUCUGCAUGGUAGGUUCACUGAAGACUCUAAAUUGCCCGUAGGUGUGAAUGGUUGUUUGUCUAUGUAUGCCCUGCUGGUGACCAGUUCAGGGUGUACCCCGCAUCUGGGAUAGGCUCCAGCACGGCCGCGACC
Molecule: messenger RNA, 5505 nt
Organism: Phyllopteryx taeniolatus (common seadragon)
Lineage: Eukaryota; Metazoa; Chordata; Actinopteri; Syngnathiformes; Syngnathidae
Gene: tpbg
Product: trophoblast glycoprotein b
Exons: 2
Coding region: 425-1567 (380 amino acids)
Biological process (GO): negative regulation of canonical Wnt signaling pathway
Cellular component (GO): plasma membrane
Molecular function (GO): protein binding
Source: RefSeq, a predicted model, not a curated record